UCUCUCUCUUAACGGCCAAACCGAAAAAAGCUGGCUCAUUAUUGUAACACACGGAGCAUAAGAAGUAUCGCCCUUGCACUUUGGCAUUUUUGCCUUUGAACAAAACCCCAAUCAACCUAUUAAGCUUACUACUAACAACAACAAACAACAACAACUACUCCUCUCUCUUUUCCUUCAUUGACGAUCUCCACGAAGCUACUACACUCUUCUUUCAUUAGUGUUUUUUCUCUCUCUCUUUCUCUCUCAUUCCUUAAUAACCCCACAUUCUCUUUCUCUCUCAUUCCCCCACUCCUCUCCUAUCCUGGAUCUUCAGCUUUUCCCUGAUUUUGCUGAUUUUGGGCAUCGAGAUUGAAGGGCUCUGCUGAGGAAACAUGGCUGCUGCUUCUGCAUCACUUGGUGGUGUUUCGGCUUCGGAUCUUCUCAGGAGUUCAACUAGCGGUUUCAGUGGUGUCCCUUUAAGGACCUUGGGAAGGGCAAGGUUGGUUUUGAAAAGGAGGGAUUUAACAGUUUCUGCUAAGUUGAGGAAAGUGAAGAAGCAUGAAUAUCCAUGGCCUGAUAACCCUGAUCCCAAUGUGAAAGGUGGGGUGCUGAGUCAUCUCUCUCCUUUCAAGCCACUCAAAGAGAAGCCAAAGCCUGUCACUUUGGAUUUUGAAAAGCCUCUUGUUGCUCUACAAAAGAAGAUCAUCGAUGUGCGGAAGAUGGCAAACGAAACUGGUCUGGACUUCAGUGAUCAGAUUCUCUCAUUGGAGGAUAAGUAUCAGCAGGCUUUAAAGGAUCUAUAUACGCAUCUGACUCCUAUACAGCGGGUCCAAAUUGCAAGGCAUCCUAACAGGCCGACUUUCCUUGAUCAUGUCUUUAACAUAACUGAAAAGUUUAUGGAACUCCAUGGUGAUCGGGCAGGUUAUGAUGAUCCUGCUAUUGUUACUGGUAUAGGGACUAUAGAUGGUAGAAGAUACAUGUUCAUCGGUCACCAAAAGGGAAGAAAUACUAAAGAAAACAUUCAGCGUAACUUUGGGAUGCCCACCCCACAUGGUUACAGGAAGGCUCUUCGAUUGAUGGAAUAUGCAGAUCAUCAUGGGUUCCCAAUAGUUACUUUCAUUGACACGCCUGGGGCAUAUGCUGACCUUAAAUCAGAGGAACUAGGCCAAGGUGAAGCGAUUGCUCAUAAUUUGAGAUCUAUGUUUGGUCUGAAGGUGCCAAUUGUGUCUAUAGUUAUUGGGGAAGGUGGUUCUGGUGGUGCCCUUGCCAUUGGAUGUGCUAAUAAAUUACUCAUGCUUGAAAAUGCAGUUUUUUAUGUUGCCAGUCCAGAGGCAUGUGCAGCAAUCUUGUGGAAGAGUGCUAAAGCUGCUCCAAAGGCUGCUGAGAAGCUGAAGAUUACAGCCCCUGAAUUGUGCAAAUUGCAAAUUGCAGAUGGUGUUAUCCCUGAGCCCCUCGGUGGUGCUCAUGCAGAUCCAAAUUGGACCUCAAAACAGAUAAAAAUUGCAAUCAAUGAAGCCAUGGAUGAGCUCACCCAGAUGAAAACAGAAGACCUAUUAAGACAUCGCACGCUUAAGUUCCGAAAGAUUGGUGGGUUCCAGGAAGGAAUUCCUUUAGAUCCCAAGAAGACAGCCAACAUGAAGAAGAGGGAUGUACCUGUUGCUAAGGAGAUUCCUGAUGCUCACUUAGGGGUUGAGGUUGAGAAACUGAAACAGAAAAUCUUGGAAGCUCAGAAAUCCUCUUCUAAGCCUCCAAAACUAGAGCUGGAUGAGAUGAUAAAGAAACUGAAAAGGGAUGUUCAUCAAGAAUACUCCGAGGCAGUUAAAGCCAUGGGCUUGACAGAUGAGGUGUCGAAACUACGGGAGGAAGUUUCAAAAGCAAAAUCAGAUAACCAACCUAUUGAUCCAUUGCUGAUGGAUAAGAUAGAAAAGCUUGAGGCUGAGUUUGAACAGGGUUUGUCAGCGGCUCCCAAUUAUGGCAGGCUGCAGAAUAAGCUUGAUUUUUUGAAAGAAUUAUUGAAAGUAAAGUCUCUGUCAGAUAAAAACGAGAAGGCUGCCACAUUUAAGCAAGAAUUCAAGACAAAAUAUGAUGAUAUCUUGAAUAAUCCUAGAAUAAAGGAAAAAAAUGAGGCAAUAAAGGCUGAAAUUCAAGCUGUUGGUGCAUCCUCAUUAAGUGAUUUGGAUGAUGAGUUGAAGAAGAAAAUAAUUGAGUUUAAGGAAGAGGUAGACUUGGAGCUGGCUAAUGCUCUAAAGUCCGCAGGCUAUGACGUUGAGAUUGUAGAACCAAAGGGUUCUUCAGUGUCAGAGUAUGAGUCAAAGAUAGAAGAACUAAACAAAGAUAUAAAAAAGGAAAUGGAAACUUUGGUAAACUCAUCAGAUAUUAAGGACAAGAUAAAGUUGUUGAAAUUGGAAAUUGCCAUGGCUGGAGAGACACCUGAUUUGGAAUCAAAAAAUAGAAUUGCUGCCUUGGAGCAACAAAUCAAGCAGAGCUUAGUGGAGGCCCUUGACUCAUCUAGCUUAAAAGAGGAGUACGAAAAUCUGGUGUCUAAGAUUUCCAGCGAAUUAGAUGGAAGUUUGAAAAAGGAAGAUCCAGAAGGAGACAACCCCACCAAUGAUGAUUUGAGAAUGAAAGUUGGUGCAAAUCGCACCUUUACUUAAUGUGAGUUCAUCUAAUCUGCACAAAAAAAAUUGUUUUGUCAGUGCGUUUUCAUAAUCAAAUAUGCAAGGGUAAAGCCACUCCUUUAUGACUGAAAAGUCACAAGUUUGAAUCUUGGCAACCUCUUUGCAAAUAUACAAAGGCAAGACUGCGUACAAGGGUUAUCCUCGUCCCUACCCUCACUAGUCGGUGUUUAAUGACGAGUGGUUUAAUGCAUUUUUAGGAUCGUUGAGGCAUUCUAGGGAGCAUUUAAUCUGUAGCUUUUACCAUUGAAAGUUGUAUUUCCCAUUAAACUAAAUUUGCAUGACUGAUGUGUACAGUGAUCCCCAAGUUGAAAACUACAUCCUAACGCCCUAAAAAACACAUUUAAAAAAACAGUUUUAAGAUGGUUUUAUAUGAUUUUGGAUUAAAAAUGAUAGCAGGGAUUAAUUGAGGUUUCAUUAUGUGUAAAUUUGCUUUAUCCUUCAUUUGAAAAUUUGCUCCAAUCAUUUUGCGGAAUGUCU
Messenger RNA from Gastrolobium bilobum, 3134 nucleotides. RefSeq names its product acetyl-coenzyme A carboxylase carboxyl transferase subunit alpha, chloroplastic. The coding region runs from base 372 to 2633 and encodes 753 amino acids. The transcript is spliced from 11 exons. Gene Ontology annotation, molecular function: acetyl-CoA carboxylase activity; carboxyl- or carbamoyltransferase activity. Gene Ontology annotation, biological process: fatty acid biosynthetic process. Gene Ontology annotation, cellular component: acetyl-CoA carboxylase complex. The record is from RefSeq and is a predicted model, not a curated record. NCBI's taxonomy places the organism in Eukaryota, Viridiplantae, Streptophyta, Magnoliopsida, Fabales, Fabaceae.